AUGGCCACUUGUGCGAGGACGGUGGUCGCGCGAACGGGCUCUACGGUGGCAGGAGGGGGCGUGGCUGGCCCGUCUGCCGCGACAGGAGGACGGGCGCCGUCGAGGAAGCGGGCGUGGGAGGGCGAGGAACCGAAGGCGAGCUUGCUGAAGCGCAUGGCGGGUCCGAGUGAUCUCAAGGCGGGAGUGGGUGGGAAGAAGACGGCCGAGGAGGUGCAGCGGAUCAUCUUCGAGGCGUCGAAAGGCUCAAAGUACUUCAAUGACCAGCAGCGCCGCGACAAGGAGCUCGAGGUCAAGGUCAACCGCCUUAAGGGCAUUCUCGCGUCAAAGGAGCUCACUGCGACAGGCGACGAAGAGCAGAACGUCGACGCCAUUCUCGAGGAGCUCGCUGAGAAGCGCGACUUGUCCCGCGUCAUUGCGCUCAUCGACGCAGACGCUUUCUACGCUGCCUGCCACGAGCUAGAGGACGCAUCGCUCAAAGGCACGGCGUUCGGCGUUGGCGGUGGGAUGCUCACUACGGCGAGCUACGAAGCCCGCAAGUACGGCUGCCGCUCCGCCAUGCCCCUCUUCAUCGCCAAGAAGCUCUGCCCGCACAUCAAGAGUCUCAAGAUGCAGCCCGACUUGUAUGUCGCCGCGUCGAAGAAGAUCAUGUCGGUCCUCGAGAAGUACGGCCCUAUCGCGCCCGCCAGUCUCGACGAAGCCUACGUCGACAUGACCGACUACUGCGCCAACCAGGGCGUCACCCCGACCGAAGCGAUCAGCCGCCUUCGCGCCGACGUGAAGGAAACGACGGGCCUGACCGUCUCAGCCGGUGUCUCGCCUAACAAGUCCCUCAGCAAGAUUGCUGCCGACAUGAACAAGCCCGACGGGCAGUUCGUGAUCGACUCGACGGCCGAGGCGUGUCAAGCGUUCAUCAAGGGCGCCAGGUUGCGCAAGUGCUAUGGGAUCGGACGUGUGACGGAGACGCUGCUCAAUGGGCUUGGUCUCGAGACGGUCAACGACAUCUACACGUACCGCAAGAGGCUCUACCUUAUCCGCGACCACCUCGGCAGCUCGGGCGUGUUCAGGUGGCUUCUCAGUCUCUACCUCGGCAUGGGCUCGAACCGUGUCGUUCGUGCGAAACGAGGGGAUCGCAAGACGUACGGGGUGGAGAAGACGUUCACGCCGACUGACAACCGGGAUGCGCUCGAUGACACCCUACGCAAAGUUGCCAAGUCGCUCGCGAAGGACCUCGCUCGCUCCGAGUUCUCCGGUCGCACCAUCACGCUCUCCAUCAAGCACGACACCUACGAGCGAGUGACCCGCGCCUACACGCCGGGCAAGAACGUCUGGAUCCGUUCCUACGAAGACAUCGUCCGUCUCGGCCUCCACCUCCUGCACAAAGAGAUGGACGACCGCGCGGCGGCGAUCAAGCGCGGAGAGAAGGUCAAGGGCGGGAAGGGUUCGAAGUUGAAGGCUAGGUUGUUGGGAUUGAGGAUGAGCAAUUUGAGAGACGAGAGGGAGGUCAAGCGGGGGAACAAGCUGGAUGGUUGGGUCAAGGCGACGCCUUCGAAGCUCCCCGACCUCGAGCUGAGCGACUCGGACUCGGACAUGCUUCACGAGUCGGACGACUCUGAUGGAGAGGGCGACGGCUGGGCCGCUUCGAAGCGGCAGCUCGAGCAGCUCGCCAAAGAAGCCGAGGUCGACCCGCUCGCUGGCGACGACGACUGGGACGACUCGCAUGGCGGUGCUAGCGGCAGCGGGACGGGGAGGUGGAUGGUCGUGGAUGAUGACGACGAGGACGAUGUCGUCCUUUCGGGCAAGACGAGGUCAUUGGUCUCGAGGACCGCGUCGCUUCCGCCCGCUCCGCCGACAACUGCACGCCGCACCUCGUCUUCCUCCUCCGCCGGCUCGACUUCCGCGAGUGCUAAGCACACCACAGCCCGCCAACGCUCGCCUACCAAUUCCCGCGCCUCGCCAACCGCUUCGACCGACUCCCGCCCGGCAAAGAAGCGCAAGACCGACUCGCCGCCGCCGAGCAAGCCCAUCAGCGAGUUUACCUGCCCCGUCUGCCAGAAGACGCUCGUCGGCUCGGAGACGGCCAUGUCGGGCCACGUCGCUCAGCACUUUGAGGCGCCUGCCAAGAAGACGAAGAAGAAGGCGAGUUUGUUGAGCGGGUCGAAGAAGGGUGUCGGCAAGGCUGCGUCGCAGAAGAAGCGGUGA
Molecule: messenger RNA, 2199 nt
Organism: Rhodotorula toruloides NP11
Lineage: Eukaryota; Fungi; Basidiomycota; Microbotryomycetes; Sporidiobolales; Sporidiobolaceae
Product: DNA polymerase kappa subunit
Exons: 10
Coding region: 1-2199 (732 amino acids)
Biological process (GO): error-prone translesion synthesis
Cellular component (GO): nucleus
Molecular function (GO): DNA-directed DNA polymerase activity; damaged DNA binding
Source: RefSeq, a predicted model, not a curated record